Peromyscus eremicus (cactus mouse) is the source of this 382-nucleotide messenger RNA. It is a transcript of the gene C1H19orf33, whose product is annotated as chromosome 1 C19orf33 homolog. The record is from RefSeq and is a predicted model, not a curated record. The transcript is spliced from 4 exons. NCBI's taxonomy places the organism in Eukaryota, Metazoa, Chordata, Mammalia, Rodentia, Cricetidae. The coding region runs from base 1 to 303 and encodes 100 amino acids. Gene Ontology annotation, cellular component: nucleus.
AUGGAUUUCGACCUGUCCGCAGCCCUGGGCCCUGGUUCUAAGAAGCCAGAGGGGACAGGUCAAGUGGGAAACCCCAAGCACUGUCCCCCUAAAGCUCCGGGCCGACCAGAGGCAGGCGCUGCUCACAAGCCAAGGCAUGGCUCCGGCAGCUCCUCUGCCUCCAGCAGCAGCAGCAGCAGCAGCUCCAGCGACUCAGAGGGGGAGGGAAAGAAGCACGCCACCAAGAAGCAUGAACCUUCCUCGGACAAGGCCAAGAAACCCAAGGUGAAGAAGGAGAAGAAAAAGAAGGCGGCCCCCCACUAACCUAUUAAAGCUUGCAGCCCGCCCCGCUCCCAAGCGCCCCCUGCCGGUCAGGAGCGGAGGCCGUGCUGAGCCCAUCAGG